This is a messenger RNA of Oncorhynchus tshawytscha (Chinook salmon), 7775 nucleotides long. RefSeq names its product gap junction delta-2 protein. The transcript is spliced from 2 exons. Gene Ontology annotation, cellular component: connexin complex. Lineage: Eukaryota; Metazoa; Chordata; Actinopteri; Salmoniformes; Salmonidae. Bases 1118 to 2032 code for a protein of 304 amino acids. The record is from RefSeq and is a predicted model, not a curated record. Gene Ontology annotation, biological process: cell communication.
GGGAGUGGGCAGGUGGAGACGGAGAGAGUGUGAAGUCAAACUGUGAGAGGAGUAAGAUGAAGGCUGAGGGAGGGAGGAGGAGAAGAAGAGCUAUUAUUCCUCUAGCACGCUGAGAGAAACCAGUGGGGAGCGUUCCUUACGAGCAGAAGCGAAGCAGCUAUUCACUCUCUGCCAGAGUGAGAGAGGGGGAGAGCGAGCGAUAAACGAGAGAGAGAGAGGUACACUACUCCGCUGACAGUGUGAACAGAACGAGGAGAGAUGAGAGAGGGAGGGUGAAGCAGAAAACUAGACAAUGUGGAGGGAGAGCGGUAGGUAGCAGCUUGUUCGGGAGAGGUGGAGAGAGAGGCAGAGAAGCACAAGACUAGCCACAGGGAAGGAGAGAGAGAGGACGGAGGAGAGACAGUGGAGGGAGGGAAGAGGAGGAUGAGGGAGGAGUGGAGCGAGAAGCUGAUCUUUGACUGUUGAGGACAAUGUGCGAGCGUGUGAGCGUGAAGUGUGCUUGUGAGACUGGGUGCGAUGGAUCACUGUUCCUGCACACUGUAAGUCUCAGUGCAUGGCAGGGCGUUUAGUGUGUGAGUCUGGUUUCAUUGUGUUUUACCAGACACAGCACAGUGGCUGAGGGAUUAUGACAGCUGGGGAGAGAGUGUGAGGCUCUUCUAUGUGUGUUGUGGUAGCGAGCAGGUGUGUGUGUGUGUGUGUGAAAGCAGCUGGAGACAGAGAUAGGUAGAAAGGCCAGGUACACCUAGAGGGCAGGAUCGCAGAGAGAGAGAACCCACGUGAGGGCAGAACUAGUGAAAACAGGGACACCAACUCUGCCACCAGAUACAGUGCUUGUACGUGCACGCGCGUCUGCACGGCGGCACACAGAAGAAGCACCGUUCCAGUCAUCUCAGGUCAGCGCGGUGGGGGUGGAGCCAGGGUCCAUGGAUAUCCACCAGGCAGCCAUGGGGGCCCAGUGAGCUGUAGUAGAGGACGCCCUCUGCCCCCAGUCCCACCCAGCAGCAGCACUCUCGCUUCCCCUCCGGUGGGCAGACGAAGGUGAGCCUAGGGCACCUCGAAGCCCCGAAGGAGGGCCUACAGCGGGUUUCCUGUACCCAGAGGAGGAACCACGGCCAUCAUGGGGGAGUGGACCAUCCUGGAGCGCCUUCUGGAGGCUGCCGUCCAGCAGCAUUCCACCAUGAUCGGAAGGAUUCUUCUGACCGUGGUGGUGAUCUUUCGGAUCCUGAUCGUGGCCAUCGUUGGCGAGACGGUGUACGAGGACGAGCAGACCAUGUUCAUCUGCAACACCCUGCAGCCGGGCUGCAACCAGGCCUGCUACGACAAGGCCUUCCCCAUCUCCCACAUCCGCUACUGGGUCUUCCAGAUCAUUCUGGUGUGUACGCCCAGCCUGUGCUUCAUCACCUACUCUGUGCACCAGUCGGCCAAGCAGCGUGACAGACGCUACUCCUUCCUCUACCCGCUGCUGGAGCGUUCGGAUUACGGGCAAAGUGGCACCAGGAAGCUUCGUAACAUCAACGGCAUCCUGGUGCACCACGGCGACGCUGGCGGGAAGGACGAGCAUGACUGCAUGGAGGUCAAGGAGAUCCCCAAUGUGCCGCGGGGGCUCACACAUGGCAAGAAGUCCAAGCAGCGCCAGCAGGAGGGCAUCUCGCGCUUCUACAUUAUCCAGGUGGUGUUCCGUAACGCACUGGAGAUCGGCUUUCUGGUGGGACAGUACUUCCUAUACGGCUUCAGCGUGCCGGGCAUCUUCGAGUGCGACCGCUACCCCUGCGUGAAGGAGGUGGAGUGCUACGUGUCGCGGCCCACCGAGAAGACGGUCUUCCUGGUCUUCAUGUUCGCCGUGAGCGGCAUCUGUGUGCUGCUCAACCUGGCAGAGCUCAACCACCUGGGCUGGAAGAAGAUCAAGGCAGCCAUCCGGGGCGUGCAGGCCCGCCGCAAGUCCAUCUGCGAGAUCCGCAAGAAGGACAUGACCCACAUGUCGCAGCCCCCCAACAUGGGCAGGACCCAGUCCAGCGAAUCCGCCUACGUCUGAUGGAGACAGGGCUAUACUCUGGGUAAGUGAGGGGGCAGGGUAGGGAACGAGUGGGGCGACCACUCCAUUCCACUCUCUCUUUUUAGAGUUGUAAUGGAAAGAGGAGGAGGGGGACGUGAAAAAAAGCUGCCAAGGAAUAUUUGCUGUAUUUUUUAUUUAUUAUGAGACCAGCUGCACCUGUUCUUGUCACCUUGUCAUGUGAUUUUGUUUUAUUGGGACGUUCCCAAAGUGCUGUACGGAAGUCUUCAAGGAGAGGCUUCUGGCUGUUGUAGGGUUUCCGGGCAAGAUGCGGUGGGGUGGAGAAGGGGACCGAAGGGUAGGCUAUGUCAUGAUGCUGUUCUGGCUUAUGUCAUCCAUGAUGAAGAGAGUAGGAGGGGUCGUGAGGAGGGGUCGUUAACUGAGAAGGAGCGGAAGAGCUGUCGCAACGAUGAUCCGACUCUCCACAAGCAGCACACACGGUGUCGACUCUCUAGCCCCUCUUUGCUGGUGUGGAGAGAGAAUGAUGUUCCUCUCAAGCUAGUCUCCAGAGAUGACGAUGACGGAGAGAGCCAGUGUUCGGGAUUCCUGGAGCAGGUGCCAGAAGAAACUGCUGUUUACAUUUUGUCUCCUGGCAAACAAUUAUUAACACAAACACCAUGAAGGAAUAUUGAAAACAUUUUUCCUCUACUUCUCCAAUGCUGGCACCUGCACCGUUGAGACUGAGGGUGGAUGACAGUAAUGUCUUCUCCUCUUUCUCCUUGGUGUAAACUUUAGAGAUAAACCCAAGGAGGUCACGCAUAAACGACACCUCCACAGUCACAAACCGUUCCCCUCCACACCAACACCCCCCACCAACAUCUCUCCAGCAUUCCAAUGUGUUGCGUGUGUUUGUGACUGACUGAAAUAAAGAUAGAAAUAAAAUGAGAGCGAGAAAUAGGUAAUAAGAGAGAGUAAAAGAGGAAUCUUCUCCUUGCAAUCUCUAUGGUGAAGGACCAGAUCAUUGUAUUACUAAUUUAUAUGUUUAUGAUAUCAUUAUUAUGAGCUGAUUUAUUCUGUUCGUGACAAAGUUGGUACCGUCCUUUGGAUUUACUUCUUGUUUGAAAGUUCCUGCAUAGUAUUUCCUCUUUUAGGUGAGAGAGUAUGUCAAAAUAGAUGUAUUUGUCUUUAUGGAGGGAGGGGAGGCCAAAAAAACAUGGUUGGGUUUUAUGAGGUUACUUUGUUCUUGUUCAUUUCAAAGCAUUUUGCCUCCGAUCGAUGGAACUGAAUUCGUGUCUGAGAGGAGGAUUGCAAGAGGUAUUUGAAAAAGGCAUGUACACAAGCAGUGCUUCUAAAAGGAACUAAGUGUUGUCAUGAAUGGUGCUCCUGACAGAGAACAAUGUUCAUCUACUGGUUUGUGCUGCAUCUCUCUCAUAUGUGGUGAUCAGCAGGCAUGCCUUUAAGAGACUGAGGAAAGUACCAAGGACAAUAAGCGCUGCACCAUGAUCCUUGAAGACAGACGGGAGAGAGAAAGGAACUCUCGUUGGGAAAAGCUCUGUAGCACCAGCAAUAAAAGCCCAACACACUCGCUCAACGCCACUGAACACAGGGUUCAGCUUUUCUACAAUAGUGGUACGCUCUAAAAGGGAUCCCACAUUUACAGCACAAUGGCCUUUGACCCUGCAGUGAGGCCAGACAUGGGAGGUGGAGGUGAGGGGGGUCCUUGUUGUGGAUAUAUUGAGGGAGUGGUUUGUACACUGAGCAGUAGUAGUGUCCAUGGCGAUGAAAUAAUAAUAAGGCCAAACAUGACCGGCGAGGUGCUUCACCAUACUGUACACUGUGCCUGAGUGUGUGUGCUUGCAUGCGUGUGUGCUCCUUGGUUUAUGUCCCAUCCAGAGACAGAAUCCCCAUCAGCAUGGUUCUGCUUGAAUGGAAAUGCUUUGGCCGGAACAUUCUCCUUGUGUUCUACCCCACGAUCAUAUGGGAACCCUGUAAUGGGGGUCACCCCAAGCACUGCCAAGGGACACACAGCCUGGAGUGUGUAAUCUCUGAAACACUCUGUAGGGAGCAGGAGAGAGAAGAGGGAGAGGGGGGAGUUGCUGGUAGACAUUGACAUCAACACUACGUGUUCUUUUGGCACUUGCGUCUGGUACACUGUAAAACAGAGUAGACAGCCCAGGUUGGAGAUGUUUGAGUUUACAGUGACACCGACUGGGCCCGGGCCAAACUAACUCCAGCCGAGAGGGGAGGACAGGGAGGAACAGUCCCAGCAUGCAUUUCACACCACUCAAAAUGUAUAUGACGCAAGCCAAGCAGAGAAAACAGACAUGAUAGGGGAAAUAUGGAUGCCACUACCAGUGGAAUAUGGAAAGCCAGAAAGCCUUUAGUUGCACAUUUGUUUGAAAAGAACAGGAAAUGAACAAUGUCCUAAACAGAACGACAGAAAGCCAUGACAUCGCUCAGACAGAGCCAAGGCCUCUAAAAACAAAGGCCUUGCCUUUGUCUAGUCUAGUCAUUCAAUUACAGAGGAUUUACAACCAAGUUUAUGGAGAUAGAAUGGUUCAGAACUGUCCCCAUGUAAGAUGGCUGACAAAUUGUUCCCUUCUAGAGCUUUGGGGCUCUAUGAAAUCAGCCUCUAGUGUUGUAUCUCUAUGUAUGAGUCCAGCUAUCCAUGCUCCUCCUCUCUAUCCUCACUGAGCACACUACUGACGUGGUGGUAUAGUCUUAUUGAGGUGUGACUGGUGAAGUGGCCAACGAAGACUCUUUAUUCAUUCAGGCUCGUCUGUGAUUCACCCUCUGAUACCAGUCGGUAAUCUCUAGUAUAGAAUUAGUCCCCUUCUUCAGAGCUCGUUGAAUGUCCGUGGGAUUGGAUGUGGCGGAGCCUUGUUCUCAGAAGACCGCUGAGAGGGUGUAAUAAUAGGAGGUUAAGGCCGGGCUUUCUUUAAAUGAUCCUGGGCCCUUGUCUUUAAGAAAUGGCUUGGUAAGGUUGGUCUGAAGUAUAGUAUGGAUAUACAGGACUCUCCCCACUGCUCUCCUGUCUGGUCUCAUUGAGGGGUAUAUAACAGGGUUGGGAUGAGGACACGUCCCAAAGUGAACACUUCACAGGGUUCUAGCGGUCCAAUGGUCUCUCCAGUCUAUAUGUGAAAAUUAUGCAAUUUUCUUUUUUUGAUUUGUUUCCUUUUUUUCCUGACUUGUGGAUUCAUUUUAUUGUCUGUUGCUCUUUUUUUUGUACAGUGAUGUAAUUGAAAGACAAAUUGGAAAAAGUCUUUUUUUUCCCUAUGUAAAGAACAAAACAUUUGAAAUGUGCAAACUGGGACGGUGUGUUGAAAUGUAAUGCACUAGUAUUGUAUCCCUCCCUUGCCAAAGUGAUAUGCAAAUUACAUGGGCUUUCAAAUGUAUUCUUUUUUAAGGCAUGUACAAUGGCUAGAAUAAGCAUGUUUCUACCUGUUUUUUAAAAACUCUCUUAAAAAAAGAAGAGGUUUUUUUAGUCGUUGUCCAAGCUUUUGAGAUAAAACGUGUAUUAAGUCUUGAUGUCAGGAAUCUCUAAUUUCCAACUCUUUUACAAGUCAGUACCAACUGUCAUUUCUAAACAGAGUAGCGUAGGGUUCAGCCCUGCUGUUUUUUACCACCAUUUUGAGAUACUUUGAAUUACCUGCUAUAAAAUAUUUAAAAUAACAACACUUAAGAUGUGAAUACUCUGAAUUAUACUUUUGUGUACUGUAAGACAAAUGUUUCAGGGUAAAUAAACACUACAUUGACAAAAUAGAGGAAACAACAAUCCAGAGUAAUGUAAAUGAAUUACGAUCUAAUUAAUUAGCUCUGAUGAAUGAAUCAGUGAAGCCCUACGACACAGUAACAUUAUGGGGACUGUGUAGCCCUCUGCUUCAGGUCAACACAUUGAGGGCUACUGCACAUCAUACAAACAGUCUCAGGAAUUAUGCACUUCUAAAUGAUUAGCAAUCUUUUAAAACUAGGUUUUUAUUCAUAUUUCUACAAUUAAUUCAACAAAACUUUUCUAAACGUUAUCAGACAACACCUGCAUCCUUUCUUAAAACAGGAAACAGCAUAUAGCUCAAACGGGCAUAUAAAGUAUUGUCAAUCAGUACACACAUUAGUAUUGUUACAUAACUUCUUGUAUCCAAGCCUCAACCAGCCCUCUAGCCUGAAACAUUGGUGCUAAUCUACCCUCACCCUGUGAUGCAUUGAAUCAGUGACGUAAUUUACCAGGCAAGUUCAGAUAACUAUUUCCUAGGAGAUGGAAGCAAGGACCUCUCAAGCAAGGACAGACAACUCUUCCAAUUGGCAGGAACGGACACCAUCUGUGGUGGCAGAGAGCAAAGCCUGGAAGUUGUGACACUUUUAAAUACCUGCUGUACUGUCACUCUAGCGCACUACUUCCACCAGCGCCUCCUGUCCUAACCUCACAUGUAGGGCUGCAUCAAACCAGUGGCAUGGGGGGUGUGGAGAGGUAACAGACCCAGGGUAAAGUCAUCAGGUCUGGCACCGCCCACUCUGGAGACAAAGGGACCCGUCUAAACAUUUUAACGAGACCGGCUGUGUUGAAGGUUUUAUAAACAAGGGCUUUAUAGUUUCAGCACAGAGAGUGUCUUGGUCUCCUUCAUCCCCCUUCGCCAUAGAAACAUAACAUACCGCUAUCCCAAUAUUUAUCUCCCUAAGAGGACGUGGUGUCUGUUGCUCAAGGACUUAAUCAAACCUUUAUCCUUGUGCCAAUGGGUGAUACGCGGUGCCGUCAACUUCACUAGCCUGAAAGACGAACACAUCGGAACUCUAGCUCAGGAAUAUCUACACAAGGCAACAGCGAACAUGACGUCCCCCCACGAAUGAUGAUACUUGUUUACAUUCCUUUAGCAUCCCACUCUCCACUCUGAGAGUCGGAGCCAUGAUGAAGCCAACUCUGUCUUGUUAUGUGAAGGACAUGACACCCACUGGUCCGAGGCUUCGACGUGCUAUAAGUGCACUCGAUGCAUUGUGCUGAUGUAGUCGACAAACAGCCACAUCGAGCUGGAUUAGGCAUAUUUAUUUAGUUUAUGGGGGCAAUUUCCAACCCUUUAAUCUCAAUAGUGAUGAGGUCAUUUCAUUCAACCGAGAGCUACUAGAUCUAGUGAGGACGGGGCUAAGGCUGUGAGGUUUUUCAGAAGGGAAGCUUUAGUGUGGGGAAAACGCCUACUAGUUCGUAUAGCCUACGUGUACCGCAGCAGUCCCCUCACCUGACACAGUGGCCCUAUGUGUCAUAAAGUAGCAUAGUUAGCGAGCUAGAGUCAAACGAUUUUUUAAAAAGCUAUUGAUUCUUGAUCAACAACACCGCUGCACUGUAAAAUGAAUUUAGGCUUCCUUACAGGAGUGGUUGUUACGGUUCCGGCAUAAAAAAUCAUUUCAAGAACGCGUUCGGGUACGAGAGUGGGUCGAGGACGAGGUAAUGUCUAUAUUUGGCUCGGUUGCAACCACAGGGUACUAAAAUGACUGAACGUCAGGUAUGUGUGUCCUUAAAGGAGCAGAAAGGGAGACGUAUAAGCUGUAGAAGAACAUCUAAUUGUUUCAUCAUAGCUCUGUAUAUCUCCAACAUCUACAUGGAUUUAAAAAAAUUAAAUAUGCCAAGAAAUAAAAUAAAAACCACUUGUUUGUGAUUUUUAAUGGAAAAUCUGUUGUUUUGACUGCAGAUUUAAUUUUAUAUCCAACUGACCUUAUUUGAAGGCUUCUUGACCAUUGUUUCUGACUUGUGUACUUGUAUGUGAAGACUGAAUAAAACCUUGAAUGUUGCACACGCUGA